AUGGCAAAUGAGUUUUCGUCCCUAGAUUCAUCCCUCGAGGAAGAUAUUCGUCACGCCAAAAACUUAGGGGAAAACCAAGUGAAAGCUGAAAAGCCUGAAGAGCGGGAGCUUACACCGGUACCUGAGGUUCUUCUUGAGUGUGCUGAAAAUGGAAUGGUUGAUCACGUAGAGAAGAUAUUAGACCAAGACCGAUCUCUUAUUAACUGUAGGGAUAGUGACGGUUAUUCACCGCUCCACAGAGCUUGUUACAAUGGACACUUGAACGUAGUUAAAGUUCUCUUACAAAGAGGAGCUGAUGUUCAGGCCAGAACAGAAGAUGGAUGGCAACCAUUGCACUGUGCAUGCAGAUGGGGGAAGACUAAGGUGGCAUCUUUGCUUUUGCAAAAUGGUGCUGAUAUAAAUUCACAAACCAAUGGCAAGCAGACACCCCUUCAUUUUGCAGCAAGUGGGGUUGGUGGAACCUCCACAUUGCAAUUGCUUCUAUGCAACAGAUGGCUGGAUGCCAGCCUCCUAAACAUGCAGAAUGAAACAGCACUGGAUAUAGCUAACCGAAGUGGACAGCACUACAAAUUGUUUGAAAUUGUUGAAGAUUGUAUCGACAUUAAAUACUAAAAUAAAUUACAGUAUUUUGAUAAAUAAAUUAACUGUAAAACAUUGACAUUGA
Messenger RNA from Stylophora pistillata, 664 nucleotides. RefSeq names its product ankyrin repeat domain-containing protein 49. Gene Ontology annotation, molecular function: protein binding. The record is from RefSeq and is a predicted model, not a curated record. NCBI's taxonomy places the organism in Eukaryota, Metazoa, Cnidaria, Anthozoa, Scleractinia, Pocilloporidae.